Molecule: messenger RNA, 1881 nt
Organism: Helianthus annuus (common sunflower)
Lineage: Eukaryota; Viridiplantae; Streptophyta; Magnoliopsida; Asterales; Asteraceae
Product: beta-hexosaminidase 2
Exons: 2
Coding region: 39-1781 (580 amino acids)
Biological process (GO): carbohydrate metabolic process; glycosaminoglycan metabolic process
Cellular component (GO): membrane
Molecular function (GO): beta-N-acetylhexosaminidase activity
Source: RefSeq, a predicted model, not a curated record
UUCGUCACUCUCAACUUCACACAAAAAUAUCUUCCGCAAUGAACACCCAUUAUAAUUUCCACACUCUUUUCACUUUCCUACUAACAAUAAUUUGCUACACCAUUCCAUUAAUCUCAGCCGUUGGAUCUCCAUCUCCCAUCAACAUAUGGCCCAAACCAAGAUCCUUCACAUGGACCAUCCCACAUGCAAUCCUCAUCUCCCCAUCUUUCACAAUUAACUCCCCCUCACACCGUUACCUAACUCCCGCCGUUAACCGUUACCUCCGUCAAAUCCUAACCACCAACUACACCCCAUUAAUCCCCCCACCACUCAACCUCACCACCCCACCGUUACAAACUUUAACAGUCAACGUCAUUGACCUCACCGCACCGUUAUCUCACGGUGUCAAUGAAUCCUACACUCUCACCAUCCCAUCCAACACAACCACCGCCACUCUCGUGGCGGCCACACCGUGGGCCGCCAUGCGAGGGCUCGAGAGUUUCUCCCAGUUAGUCUGGGCCAGCCCGGUCCGAGUGGCGGCUGGGCUAGUGAUUUCAGACUGGCCUAUGUUUGAACAUAGGGGGGUUAUGUUGGAUACUUCUAGAAAUUAUUAUCCGGUUGAGGAUAUUUUGAGGUUGAUUGGGGCAAUGAGUGCGAAUAAGUUGAAUGUGUUUCAUUGGCAUAUAACGGAUUCGCAGUCGUUUCCGUUGGUGUUGGAGUCCGAGCCGGAACUUGCCCGAAAAGGGUCGUAUGGGUCGGGUAUGGUGUACACAGGUGGUGAUGUGGAGCGUGUGGUGGAGUUCGGGUUGGAACACGGGGUGAGGAUUGUUCCCGAGAUUGAUAUGCCAGGACACACAGGGUCAUGGGCCGAAGCUUACCCGGAGAUUGUAGCUUGCGCCAACAUGUUUUGGUGGCCGGCUGGUGCGCCAUGGGAAGACCGGCUUGCAUCCGAGCCCGGAACCGGCCACCUAAACCCAUUAAUCCCCAAAACCUAUGAUGUGGUAAAAAAUGUAGUCAAAGAAACAACAACUCUAUUUCCAGACACAUUUUAUCACGCUGGAGCCGACGAGAUCGUUCCCGGUUGUUGGAAAGCCGACCCGACAAUCCAAAAGCAUCUCGCGAAUAACGGGACCCUCAGUCAAGUCCUCGAGAUUUUCAUCAACAAUACAAGCCCAUACAUUUUGUCACUUAACCGCACCACAGUGUACUGGGAGGACGUUAUUCUUGACGCGGGUAUCAAAGUUAACCCGUCGAUGCUCCCACCCGAGACCACCAUUAUGCAAACAUGGAAUGGUGGCCCGCACAACACGAAGAGGCUGGUGUCAGCCGGUUACCGAACAAUCGUGUCAUCGUCAGAUUACUAUUACUUGGAUUGCGGGCAUGGGGACUUCACUGGGAACAAUAGUGCUUAUGACCAACCUCCGGGUUUCGAUCAGAAAAAGGGCGGGUCGUGGUGCGGCCCGUUUAAGACAUGGCAGUUGAUAUACAAUUAUGAUAUAACGUACGGGCUGAAUGAGACCGAGGCGAAGUUGGUUUUGGGUGGGGAGGUGGCUUUGUGGUCCGAGCAGGCGGAUCCUACGGUUCUUGAUUCGCGGAUUUGGCCUCGAGCUUCGGCUAUGGCCGAGGCGUUGUGGUCUGGGAACCGGGAUGAGACGGGCGUGAAGAGGUCUGCAGAGGCUACGGACCGGUUGAGUGAGUGGAUACAUAGAAUGGUUAGCCGCGGGGUGAAAGCUGAACCGAUUCAACCGCUUUGGUGCAUUAGAAAUCCUGGGAUGUGUAAUACUAAGAACCCUAUUUUUUGAACCUUGUUUGUAAAAUGUUGCAUAAUUUUUGUUUUAAUUUUAGAUUGUAUUGUAAUGAAAUUGAAGUUAUAACACACCGACGUCUCGUAUUUGAAAAUAA